Messenger RNA from Prorocentrum cordatum, 319 nucleotides. The record is from the annotation of a GenBank genome assembly. Lineage: Eukaryota; Dinophyceae; Prorocentrales; Prorocentraceae.
UUCAUCUCGGUUGAUUUCACGACCUACGUGUUUCAUUUCAUAACCUACGUGUUUCAUUUCAUAACCCACGUUUUGCAUUUCCACACCUGCGUGGUUCAUUUCCUGCUCUACGUGCUCAAUUUCACCAUCUACGUGUUGCAUUUCACCAUCUACGCGGUUCAUUUCACGCUCUACGUGCUCAAUUUCGUAUCCUACGUGUUGCAUGUCACCACCUGCGUGGUUCAUGUCAUACGCUACGUGGCCAAUUUCAUAACAUCCGUGGUUCACUUCGCACUCUACGAGCUCAACGGCCCUGGCGCGGCCAUGCACCUCACUGGAG